AUGUAUUUAUUUAAACUACAACUUGUUUUCUGUUUUAUUAUUUCUGUUGCAAUAUGCUUUGAAAUAUCAUCGGAUUCCUCAUCUCCCGGUUCUUGGAGUAGCAAAAUAAUUGGCGGAAAUACAGCGAAUUUAGGACAAUUUCCGUUUCAAGUUUCGUUACGACGGACCCGGAACACAACUAUUCACAUUUGUGGCGGAUCAAUUAUAAACAAAAACUGGAUUAUUACAGCUGGUCAUUGCUUGUUGUACUUUAAUUCUACGAAAGAGGCUUUGAUUGUUGUUGGAAUCAUUGAUUUGCAUCAACCUGAGGCGACCAACUAUAAUAUUCAACGGUAUGUCAUACAUCCAAAGUUUGAUAAAUCUCUGAAAAAGAACGAUCUUGGUCUUAUGCAAACGACAAUUUCAAUUAUAUUUAACCAAAAUGUGAAAGCAAUACAAAUUAGUCAAAAAUUUAUCGAAGCACAAACCAAAGCAACAACCUGUGGAUGGGGAAGAAUCUCGAAUCAAGGCACUCGAACAAAUGUCUUGCAAUAUCUAAAUACGACAAUUAUGGAUAAUGAGGAAUGUCGACAGGCACAUUGUAUUUCAAAGCGGUUUUUGUAUAUUUAUGACAAUGUGAUUUGUACAAAAAAUGUUAAAAUGAAAGGGACUUGCAAUGGAGACUCUGGAGGGGCAUUAGUUGUGAAUGAAAAAUUAGUUGGUGUCGUCUCGUGGGGUGUAAGAUGUGGUAUAGGAUUGCCAGAUGUAUUUACGAGACUGUCGGAACACUUCGAAUGGAUUCAGGAAAUAAUAAGUACAAAAUCUACGAUGAAUUAA
Molecule: messenger RNA, 816 nt
Organism: Culicoides brevitarsis
Lineage: Eukaryota; Metazoa; Arthropoda; Insecta; Diptera; Ceratopogonidae
Product: chymotrypsin-2-like
Exons: 1
Coding region: 1-816 (271 amino acids)
Biological process (GO): proteolysis
Molecular function (GO): serine-type endopeptidase activity
Source: RefSeq, a predicted model, not a curated record